GCAUGUCGGCCGGCGGAGCGCCAAUCCCGCCGCCCCCGAACCCCGCCGUGUCCUUCCCUGCGCCCCGGGUCACACUGCCCACCGGCCCUAACAUCCUGUGGACCUACUCGGGCGCCUUCGUCUGCCUGGAGAUUGUGUUCGGGGGACUUGUCUGGAUUUUGGUUGCUUCCUCCAACGUUCCUCUACCUCUGCUGCAAGGAUGGGUCAUGUUUGUGUCUGUGACAGCCUUCUUCUUUUCCCUCCUCUUCCUGGGGAUGUUCCUGUCUGGGAUGGUGACUCAGAUUGAUGUCAAUUGGAACUUCCUGGAUUUUGCUUACCACUUUACUGUGUUUGUCUUCUACUUUGGAGCCUUUUUAUUGGAAGCAGCAGCUACAUCCCUGCAUGAUCUGCAAUGCAAUACAACCGUGGCUGUGCAGCCACUUCUGAAUGAUAACCAGUAUAAUGUCAACGUUGCAGCCACAAUUUUUGCCUUUGUGACAACAGCUUGUUACGGUUGCAGCUUGGCACUGGCUUUACGAAGAUGGCGACCGUAA
Messenger RNA from Chrysochloris asiatica (Cape golden mole), 533 nucleotides. It is a transcript of the gene MAL2, whose product is annotated as mal, T-cell differentiation protein 2. Gene Ontology annotation, molecular function: structural constituent of myelin sheath. Lineage: Eukaryota; Metazoa; Chordata; Mammalia; Afrosoricida; Chrysochloridae. The transcript is spliced from 4 exons. The record is from RefSeq and is a predicted model, not a curated record. Gene Ontology annotation, biological process: myelination. The coding region runs from base 3 to 533 and encodes 176 amino acids. Gene Ontology annotation, cellular component: membrane.